AUGCAAGGCAUUAAGGAGAUCUUCACAAGAUGUCUCCCCGGCUGUCUCUGUUCUGUUUCCUGCUUUGUUCUUUCCGUCUCCAGCCAGGCUCCAGACCGAGCCGCCCUCCGGCGCUCCAGCGACCCCACCGGGCGCUGCCAGUACACCUUCACGGUGGCCAGCCCAGAGGAAUCCUCCUGUCCUGGAAGCAGCACCGAGAUGGGCGUCUUGUCCAGGCUGACUCUGCUGGAGGCUCUGGUCGGCCGGAUGGUCGGAGGAGCAGACGGAGCCGGGCCCAACGGCCUCCAGGAAGCCUUUUCCCAGGUCACAAGAGAGAGAGACCAGCUGCAGCGGGAGAAGGAGGGUCUGAACCAGCAGGUCCAGCAGAUGCAGAGGAGGCUGACGGAGCUGACCCGGGAGGCGGAGAGCCUCAGGCAGAAGCCCUGCCUGCAGACUCUCGCCUCCGGCGGGGCUCAGCGGGAAAACAGACCCGUCAACGAUCCUAGAUAUGCCAGGAGUGGCGCCUAUCAGGAGAUGAAGGCUGAGGUGACAGAAGUCCCAGCGUCACACCUCCUACCUGGCGGACAUCACAACUUCACAGGCUGUGGGGAGCUGCGCUCCGUGGGAGAGCCUGUCCUGCACCGGAAAGCCGACAGCAUCAUGGGGAAGUACGGCGUGUGGCUGCAGGAUCCCGAGCCUCAGGGCUCCGUCUACGGCAGCGCCACCGUGUGGCGGAUCGACGCCGUGGGGAAAGACGUGCGCCAGCUCUUUGCUUAUGAAGACAUGGACCAGUUCACCCGGGGCUUCCCGACCAAGGUGCUGCUGCUGCCGGAGCUGGAGAGCACGGGGGCGGCGCUGUACCGGGGGUCGCUGUUGUACCAGCGCAGGCGGAGCCGCACGCUGAUCCGCUACGACCUGACCUCGGAGGCCGUGGCGGCGCGGGCGGACCUGCCUCACGCCGGCUUCCACGGCCAGUUCCCCUACUCCUGGGGCGGAUACACCGACAUCGACCUGGCGGUGGACGAGCAGGGCCUGUGGGCCGUUUACAGCACCAGCAAAGCCAAGGGCGCCAUCGUGAUCUCCCAGCUGGACCCCAGGAGCCUGGAGGUGAAGAGGAGCUGGGAGACCAGCAUCAGGAAAAGCGUGGCCAACGCCUUCAUGGCGUGCGGGCGGCUGUACACGGUGGCCAGCUACACCGCCACCAACACCACCAUCAACCACGUGUUCGACACGGCCACCGGCGAGGGGCGGCCGCUGUCCGUGCCCUUCAAGAACCAGUACCGCUACAACAGCAUGGUGGACUACAACCACGCCAGGAAGAUGCUCUACGCGUGGGACAACUUCCACAUGGUCACCUACGACGUGCGGCUGGGCCGGGCGGCCCCGAGCAGCAUGGCGUGA
Messenger RNA from Salarias fasciatus (jewelled blenny), 1380 nucleotides. RefSeq names its product myocilin-like. Gene Ontology annotation, cellular component: Golgi apparatus. Gene Ontology annotation, biological process: osteoblast differentiation; signal transduction. NCBI's taxonomy places the organism in Eukaryota, Metazoa, Chordata, Actinopteri, Blenniiformes, Blenniidae. The record is from RefSeq and is a predicted model, not a curated record.